CAUGCUAUUCCUCCCUAGGAAGAAACACAAACUUGAUCAAGUGUUCUUCCGCUUUCUCAUAUCAUCCUUUUGGUUCUUCAAUAUUUGUUCUCCUGCACCGCCUUAAUUUCUCAACUCAAGCCUCUCUCCUCAAUCAAAACAACAGAAAUGGCCUCUGAAAAGCUCAAAUGUUGUGCAAACUUCCUUGAGAACUCGAAACACUACUUUGCCAUGAUCGCUUUGCAGUUCGGCUAUGCAGGCAUGAACAUCAUCACUAAGGUUUCCCUCAACCGAGGCAUGAGCCACUAUGUUCUCGUUGUUUACCGCCACGCCUUCGCGACUGCUGCCAUCGCUCCAUUCGCCUUAUUCAUUGAAAGGAAAGCUCAGCCAAAGAUAACAUUUCGGAUCUUCAUGCAAAUUUUCAUCCUAGCUUUGCUUGGGCCUGUGAUAGAUCAAAACUUCUACUAUGCUGGGCUGAAACUCACAUCCCCAACAUUCUCUUGUGCAAUGAGCAACAUGCUUCCUGCCAUGACUUUUGUGAUGGCCUUUUUAUGCAGGAUGGAAAAGAUCGACAUGAAGAAGGUGAGAUGCCAAGCAAAAGUAGUGGGAACCAUGAUAACUGUGGCUGGUGCAAUGUUGAUGACCUUGUACAAAGGCCCUCUUUUGGAGAUGGCAUGGGCCAAACAUGCACCUCAUGAUCAACAUAGUGAAACCAAUAAUGGUACAAACACCACAAGAUCCUCAGACAAGGAUUGGUUCUUAGGCUCCAUGUUACUCAUCAUUGCCACUCUUGCUUGGGCAUCCCUCUUUGUUUUACAAGCCAAAGUCAUAGAAACGUACAAGAAUCAUCAGCUAAGCCUCACAUCACUAAUCUGCUUCAUAGGCACGCUUCAAGCUAUUGCUGUUACUUUUGUCAUGGAACGCAAGCCUUCUGUGUGGACUAUUGGCUGGGAUAUGAACUUACUAGCCGCUGCAUAUGCUGGAAUUGUGACAUCAAGCAUAUCAUAUUACGUACAAGGGUUGGUAAUUAGGAAGAAAGGGCCUGUUUUCGCUACUGCAUUUAGUCCUCUAAUGAUGAUCAUUGUAGCCAUCAUGGGUUCCUUUAUCCUUGCAGAGCAAAUAUUUCUUGGAGGGAUAAUUGGCUCCAUCUUGAUUGUCAUAGGCUUAUACUCUGUUCUGUGGGGAAAGCACAAAGAACAAGUGGAGACCAAAGUGGGUGAGGAUAUAGCCUUGCCUGUAAAAAGUGGUCAGUUUAAUGGAAAUCAAGGGACACCUGUUGAUUCCACUGAUCAAUGUUGUGAUGAAGCAAAAUCAAAUGAGAAAGUAGAAGCCAACAAGAACUCAUCAAUUGUCAUUAGCAUGUCUGCGGCCGAAUAAUUUUGAUACUUUCACAUUCACUUUCGUUUUUAUUUACUUUUCCAUCAGCUCUUGCUUCGUUGUCUUUCUUCUCUUCUCUUAUCGCUUCACUUUAGAUGUGAGGUGAAAUUGAGGUAUGAAGGUAUAAUUUUCCGUCCCAAACGCUAUAACAAGAGGUAAUCAAGAAACAAAGGCACACGCAACAUGAAAUGUCACUAGGGAUGGACCUUUUUUUUUCAUCUUUUCAUCCACCAUUUUGUCCCUUUUAACUUUUUAGCCAAUUUUCCUUGACAUUUCAAUCAGCUAUGUUAUGAAAGGAGCCAUGUUUGCAUUUAAGAUUUGCAUAAUUUUGUACGAACUUCAAACUAAUCAAGUUAUGAUAGAAAAAUCAUAAA
This is a messenger RNA of Lotus japonicus, 1730 nucleotides long. RefSeq names its product WAT1-related protein At5g07050-like. Gene Ontology annotation, cellular component: plasma membrane. The coding region runs from base 148 to 1356 and encodes 402 amino acids. The transcript has 7 exons. The record is from RefSeq and is a predicted model, not a curated record. Lineage: Eukaryota; Viridiplantae; Streptophyta; Magnoliopsida; Fabales; Fabaceae. Gene Ontology annotation, molecular function: transmembrane transporter activity.